This is a messenger RNA of Lytechinus variegatus (green sea urchin), 2835 nucleotides long. Its product is annotated as fibropellin-1-like. Gene Ontology annotation, molecular function: calcium ion binding; Notch binding. Gene Ontology annotation, biological process: Notch signaling pathway; establishment or maintenance of epithelial cell apical/basal polarity; axon guidance. The coding region runs from base 190 to 1761 and encodes 523 amino acids. The transcript is spliced from 14 exons. Gene Ontology annotation, cellular component: signaling receptor complex; cell surface; plasma membrane. The record is from RefSeq and is a predicted model, not a curated record. NCBI's taxonomy places the organism in Eukaryota, Metazoa, Echinodermata, Echinoidea, Temnopleuroida, Toxopneustidae.
GCAACUAAAUCCCUAGGCAUAUCCAUCACAACACUUCGCCGGGUCUCGCAAACGUCACAACAGUUUGAUAACUUCUCUAUUCGCAAUCGACUUCGUGUAGUGAGGUUUAGGAGCUGCUCUCUAAAAAAUAUCGGUGUGGUUUAUCUACGUAGUCUUACAGGCCUCUGGGUUAGUGUUUGACUCUCGGAAAUGUUUACGGAGAGAGCCAUCGUGAUACUUAUCCUACUCAACCACCAAUUCAAGGACGUUUAUGGUGCCGGAACAUGUGCCGAUAUUCCUCAGGAUGUCUGUCCUUAUGGAGUUUCUGAGUAUACCGGUGAAUGGGUGAAAUAUGUUCCCAAGUACCUAACACGUGAUCACCCCGAGUACGACGUCAGAACACCACCGGAAGCACGUGACAAGGUUAACUUGUACUGCGCCCAUCCAGCUUGUUACUCCAAUCCAUGUCUUCAUGGAGGAAGCUGCAUGGAAGAACUUGACGGGUUCAGUUGCUCCUGUCCUGGGAUCUAUUCCGGAAUUCAGUGUGAACAACAUGCAUGUGACUCCAAUCCCUGUCUUAAUGGAGGGACAUGUGUGGAGGAGCUUCAUGGGUAUAAUUGUUCCUGUCAUGGAGGCUAUGUGGGAAUUCACUGUGAGAAGCCUGCAUGUGACUCCAAUCCUUGUCUUCAUGGAGGGACCUGUGUGGAGGAGCUUGGUGGGUAUAAUUGUUCCUGUCAUGGAGGCUAUGUGGGAAUUCACUGUGAGAAGCCUGCAUGUGACUCCAAUCCCUGUCUUAAUGGAGGGACAUGUGUGGAGGAGCUUCAUGGGUAUAAUUGUUCCUGUCAUGGAGGCUAUGUGGGAAUUCACUGUGAGAAAACUGCUUGUUACUCCAAUCCGUGUCUUCAUGGAGGAAGCUGCAUGGAAGAACUUGACGGGUUCAGUUGCUCCUGUCCUGGGAUCUAUUUUGGAAUUCAUUGUGAACAACAUGCAUGUGACUCCAAUCCCUGUCUUAAUGGAGGGACAUGUGUGGAGGAGCUUCAUGGGUAUAAUUGUUCCUGUCAUGGAGGCUAUGUGGGAAUUCACUGUGAGAAGCCUGCUUGUUACUCCAAUCCAUGUCUUCAUGGAGGAAGCUGCAUGGAAGAACUUGACGGGUUCAGUUGCUCCUGUCCUGGGAUCUAUUUUGGAAUUCAGUGUGAACAACAUGCAUGUGACUCCAAUCCUUGUCUUCAUGGAGGGGCAUGUGUGGAGGAGCUUGGUGGCUAUAAUUGUUCCUGUCAUGGAGGCUAUGUGGGAAUUCACUGUGAGAAGCCUGCAUGUGACUCCAAUCCUUGUCUUCAUGGAGGGACAUGUGUGGAGGAGCUUGGUGGCUAUAAUUGUUCCUGUCAUGGAGGCUAUGUGGGAAUUCACUGUGAGAAGCCUGUAUGUCCAGACGGAUGGGUGUAUGGAGGAACGAAGUGUUUUCUGAAAGUGGCUGGCCGAGAAUCCAACUGGACUAGUGCGCGUGACUAUUGUAACGGUCUGGACGAGGUUGUACUCGGAAACGGAAACAGAGUUGGACCAUCUCUACUCCUCAUAGAGAGCGAGGAAGAGUAUGAUCUUCUCAAACUCGGCAUAUCCGACCCUUGGUGGUUCUACUGGUUGAACUGCCAGGUUUCUGACAUGAAUAUUACUUGCUUCACAGACAGAGCCGGAAAUACAAGUGACUACCGAAGUAAGCUUGUUUGUAUAUACAGCUCAUAUAGAAAAUGUAUUCUUUCUUCUUCUGUGGUUUCAAAGCAAUGAGAGUGUAGUAUAUAAAUGCCCCCUUUUCCCAAUGGGUGCUCUAUAAUUGUAUUUUUUAAGAAAAUAGGAAUGAUAGCGGAAAAGGGGUGGGGUGAUGUCGGAACCCCUGAAAGGGUAGCUGACGAUGUCCUAGCACUUUUGUAUAUUUAUGUAGCUGAUAGAGAAAACCCAUACUUCUUUUCCAAGUGGUAUGUAGCUUUAAUUUCAGCAGCUCCCCUAGGGAGUAGGGUUCGCUAUCACAUACAUAUAAAGAAGUACCUGGCACAUCGAAGCCUACCCCCUCGAGGAGCUGCUGAAAUUAACCAACUCCUUUUGCUUAUUUGGCCUAUUUCUUGUAAAAAUUCACCAUUUUGGUUCCCUAAUUUAGGAAAAAGGGUGUUUCUGCUAUGCAAGAUUCGGUCGCAUUGUAGUCAGUAUAAUUAGUUUAACUAAGACGCGGAGGUUGCUUUUUCGUCUCGUUUUAUCGCAAUAAUCGUGUAAUACAUUUGAAGUAUCUGCCAUUUAUCUAAUCAAAUCAAUACAUUAAUACUGUCAUGAAUCAAUAUUCUCUUUUCUAUAUCCUCUUUCGUGUCAAAUGCUGAUAAUUUCAAUUUAGUUGUUUAUGUUUAAAGAGAUAGUUAUCAAUACACAUGCAAAUUUAUGACCCAAAACAUGUACAUUUGGCCAUGAUUUUUCUUUCUUUAGGGAAAAAUAUUGCCCGGAUUUUCAUUCUCACAUUAAAUUGAUUGAAACCACAAAUUCGUAAAAAAGCCUCAAAACCUGAUAUACUUAGCUUUUCAACAUGCAAUUAUCAUAGUAUUAUAAACACAACUUUGGAACAAAUAUGAUUAUAAAAAACAGACAGAGACAAUGGACACUUAAUGACUAGCUGUGAUUUGCUGUCAGGUGUCCAUGUUAGGCUCAGUAUUUUUUUUAAUUUUGUGUUCUUUUACUAAAUUUGCUUCAAUUAACGGAUGUUUCCUAAGCCUAAUUUGUUUACCUUGUCAGCCAAUCACUACUCGUCGUUUAGCGUCCACUGCGUCAGUCUCGUCUGUUUUGGUUUUAGUAUUACUUCGUGCUAGCGUUCUGUCCAUU